ACAAGCGCAUGCGCAACCGACGUGUGCACAAGCGCACAAAAGACAAGACAAUCGCAGAAGCAAGACAACAACAAUAACAACAACGACGAAUACAAUACCAGACAGCAAAUUGGUAGACAACGGUAACGACAAAAUACAAAAUAUUUUUGCAGUACAAUUCAGUUGGUGAUGUGCAACAAGCGGCAACAGAAGGUGUACGAGCUGCGCGCUAAAGCUCCAAACGACGAUCCAAGCGAGGAUCUUUGCUGUGUACCAAGAAAUUUAAGCGAGCAACGUAUUGCAUUUAAAUAAAAUCCACAUUUACAUACAUGUACAUAUGUAUGGUGAAUGUGUUGAAUAGCAAAAAAAAAAAAAAAAACAACAAAGUUGUGCCGUGUCUGUGUUGAAGUUUCGUUGUGAACAAAUUAUUUUUGUAUAUUCAAUAUAACGGAUUGCGACAUAAAAAAACACACGUGAAUACAUAUACAUAUUGAAAGCGAGUGAAGAAGUGGUGUUAAUUUACAGAAGAAAAAAAAAUUAUAAUAAUAGUGCGCAUUGUUGUUGUUUUUCGCAAAAGUUUACUGCAAAACGAAAGUGAAACUAAUAUUAGCUGGCUUAAGUGCUGCAAUUUGCAAGCGUGUUUUGAUCUGCCUCAAUUGUUGAAUCAAUCACAACAACAAAGACAACGCAUGUGAUGCUGUAAUAAGCACAAAUGCAUAAUUGUUGCUUUCUGCUGAAACCAAUAACAAUUUACACAUUCACUUCGUAGAAAAUUAAAUACGAGUGUGGCAAAUAAAUCAAUAAAGUUAAUAACUGAUCAAAUAGCUAAAAUUGCAACAAACAACCGUUAAGUGCAUGCGAUCAAAAAAUACUACAACAAAAAGUGGUUAAAUUUUGUGCGCGAAUCACUUUCAUUUUCGUUGCCAGCAAAAGGUUUCGAACGCAUCAUUUGAAGGCCACUGUAGUGCUCUUUCAUCAUACGGUAGUUGCCAAGUGUCAGGCAUUCAUGGCCAAUUAACAAGCCAACCGACAACGACGACGACGACGAGCGACGAGCUACAACAAAAACGCGUCACUGCCUGAAAUUGCAACAUUUAUAAGUGUUGCUUGCUUACGGUUUGGCCGGUUUCGAAACUGAAACUGUCGUUUGGAACUACCCAGCAGCCAGUUGCAGGAUUUCCUCGGCGCUAAAGUGCAAAAAUCUCACACAACACUUCCGGCACUCAAAUUCCAAUUACUUAUCUCGUUAGACACGCUGCGGCGUUAGCUAACAAAAAAAAAAAAAACAACAAAAAAAAUAAAAAUAAAAUAAAAACUCACGCAACAACAAACGGAGUUAUAACAUUAUAAAUUAUUUUCGAGCAAAAGGCAACGGCAAAUCGAACAAAACGGCGUCUAAACGCUAACCACAUUCGACAAAAUGCGUUUCGCCACAACCUAUCUGCUUCUGUGUGGUGCGCUUUCUGCUACCUUUUUUGCCCAACAAAUCUGUCAUGCGACCAAGGUCGAUUCGGAUGAUGACUAUGAGCCGCGUCACUUGACCAACGAUCAAUCCACUUUUUUUCAGUCGCAAUCGGACUCACCAUUCUCACACGACUACGCGAGGGAUGAUGGUGCUGUACGACGAGUGGGACGUGUGGAAACUAAUAGGGUGAAGCAAUUUAAUCGCUUGCAAAUCAACACCGAAACAAAGUAUUCCGAUUCGGAUUCUUCUGAUUCGGAGUCGGAAAGUCGAGAUGCCGGCUCGGAGGAUGAUGAAGAUGAUGAUGAUGGAGACGAGUAUUAUGAGGAUAGUGGUGAAGAAAGCAGCACAGAUAGCAGUAGUGGUGAAACAUUGCCACGUUUGUUGUCGCAAUCGGCUUUUAAUCGCAUUUCCGAAACUUUGGGUGCACUCAAUACAAUGGGUCAUUUGUUGGUUGACAUAACGCGAGGUGGGCACGAAACCAAACCAGAAAUCCAUGAAGAACCAAUAGUGAAUGACGCAAGUUCUGGUGGUCUUGCUUCAACUACAAAAACGUUUAGUACUACGAGUGCAACAACUACUACGACAACAACAACAACUCCAUCUAGGAAAUUCAAUGAUAUCAGCCCGACAGCAAAAAUUAUCGCACCACUGCCACAUGAGAGCAAUCUAAUAACAGAACAGAAAGUUACGGACUUGUUGACUGCUGAUAAACGUGUGGGAGAAACAGGCACAGCAGCUAAGCCAAUGUUUGUGGAGACUAAAGAAACCAAGAAGAAGAAGAAGAAGAAGAAGAAUCGCAAUAAGGUAAAGAAACCUGCUGCAGACUCAGCACUCAGUGGCACAAACGGGCAAUUACAACACUUAAAUAAAGUAUCAACCACAUUAAGACCGACGACCUCAACGACAGUGUCGACAGUUACACAAUCCAUAGAUCGCGUUGAUCAAGUGGCUGCAACUACUGAAGAUGUUUCAGCGAAAGAUGCGGAGAACUUUUGUAAAACACCUAGUGGACGACCCGGACGUUGUGAAGAUUUAAGCAGCUGCCCUGCGUUGCUAUUGAACUUGAGUAGCCUACGCGAGUCACUCUGCUUUAAGAGCCUUUUCGUGCCGGGUGUGUGUUGUCCCUUAUCGGAGUCUUCAACAGUCGUUACGACACAACGACCACUCAAGCUGACAACGAAAGCGCCUACCACGGCACUCACAACGAAACGACCCACAACACAAAAACCAGCUUCAGCACCAAGUUUGGUUUUAAUACCACAACUGAAACCUUCUACUACCACAACAACAACGACGCAAAACCCAUUAGCUAAUGAACUGGAACUUUUGGGCAAUAACAAUAUCGUGGACCCAGAAGAGUGUGGACAGCAGGAAUAUUCAUCGGGUCGUAUUGUGGGUGGUGUUGAAGCGCCAAAUGGUCAAUGGCCAUGGAUGGCGGCAAUCUUUUUGCAUGGACCCAAACGUACCGAGUUCUGGUGUGGUGGUUCGCUCAUCGGUACGAAAUACAUUUUGACCGCUGCGCAUUGCACAAGAGACUCGCGACAGAAACCUUUCGCAGCGCGACAAUUCACAGUGCGACUAGGCGAUAUUGACCUCUCCACCGAUGCUGAGCCCUCGGCACCGGUCACAUUUACUGUGAAAGAAGUGCGUGCGCAUGAACGUUUCUCACGUAUCGGCUUCUAUAACGAUAUCGCCAUUUUGGUGCUAGACAAGCCAGUGCGUAAAUCCAAAUACGUUAUACCGGUUUGCUUGCCGCGCGCCGGACGUGCUCCACCCAAAGAGCGUCUGCCGGGACGUCGUGCGACGGUAGUUGGUUGGGGCACCACCUACUAUGGCGGCAAGGAAUCGACCACGCAACGUCAAGCUGAACUGCCUAUUUGGCGCAACGAGGACUGCGAUCGUUCGUACUUCCAACCGAUAAACGAGAACUUUGUAUGCGCCGGCUACUCGGAUGGUGGCGUGGAUGCAUGUCAGGGCGACUCUGGUGGUCCACUUAUGAUGCGCUUUGAGUCGCGUUGGGUGCAACUUGGCGUUGUGUCGUUCGGCAAUAAAUGCGGCGAACCUGGUUAUCCAGGUGUUUACACAAGGGUUUCACAAUACUUGGACUGGAUUCGUGAUCAUACGCGUGAUUAGAUGUUGCUAACAAUUAAUUUUGUUGUCGAAAAUGUUAUUUUAGUUGUAAUUGUUUUUUUUUAACUAAUUUAAAUACUGUUACGAAUCACUAGUCUACAUAAUUUUUUAUGUGCAACGCGUAUUUACAUAGUUCCGAUAUUUAUUAACCUUCCGAAGAAAACCCAUAUUAGUUUGUAUAAAAUGCAUAAAUUAUUGA
Zeugodacus cucurbitae (melon fly) is the source of this 3773-nucleotide messenger RNA. Its product is annotated as probable serine/threonine-protein kinase dyrk2. Gene Ontology annotation, biological process: proteolysis. The record is from RefSeq and is a predicted model, not a curated record. Lineage: Eukaryota; Metazoa; Arthropoda; Insecta; Diptera; Tephritidae. Bases 1400 to 3577 code for a protein of 725 amino acids. Gene Ontology annotation, molecular function: serine-type endopeptidase activity. The transcript has 6 exons.